GUCCGAUGAGCCCAGACGAGCUCAGGAAGCAGCGGUUCUUAUUUUAUAUUUUGUAGCUACUAAAAAGGGAAGACGGGCGGUAUAUUUUUGGGAGGUUCGGGGGGGUCGGGCAGACAGCUAAAGACGGUUAAAUAUUUUCUAAUAUUUUUAGGCUAGGUUGCUGCCAGCGACAGAAGAGCUUUGUUAUGUUUUUUGGCGUUGAUACCGGUGAUGUUUACUGUCUAUUUCUGACGGAUAGCCAAUAUUAACUGGUUCCUCCAGCCUGAAACUGCCUAAAUAUUAGGCACAGAGCGGAUUAUUUAACAUAUUUCCCCCUUUAUAUCGCUGUGUGCUGGCGGCACGCCAAUAAUUGACUCUGGAGCAAGACACGGAGGAUAGCAUGGCCAUGACGGGAGGGACGGCAGCUGCCCUUCCCAUGAGCAACCACACCCGGGAGAGGGUGACCGUGGCCAAGCUGACACUGGAGAACUUCUACAGCACCCUGCUCACGCAGCACGAGGAGCGGGAGAUGAGGCAGAAGAAGCUAGAGAAGGCCAUGGAGGAGGAGGGUUUGCCUGAUGAGGAGAAAGUGAUGCGGCGCUCGCAACACGCCCGUAAGGAGACAGAGUUUCUGCGUCUGAAGAGGACGCGGCUCGGCUUGGACGACUUCGAGUCUCUCAAGGUUAUUGGAAGGGGAGCUUUCGGAGAGGUCCGUUUGGUGCAGAAGAAGGACACAGGACACAUUUAUGCCAUGAAGAUCCUGAGGAAAGCAGACAUGCUGGAGAAAGAGCAGGUGGCUCAUAUCCGCGCGGAGAGGGACAUCCUGGUGGAGGCGGACAGCGCCUGGGUGGUCAAGAUGUUCUACAGCUUCCAGGACAAGAGGAACCUCUACCUCAUCAUGGAGUUCCUGCCUGGAGGCGACAUGAUGACGCUGCUCAUGAAGAAGGACACCCUGUCGGAGGAGGCCACGCAGUUCUACAUCGCUGAGACGGUCCUGGCCAUCGACUCCAUCCACCAGCUGGGCUUCAUCCACAGAGACAUCAAACCUGACAACCUGCUACUGGACUCCAGGGGUCACGUGAAGUUGUCUGACUUUGGGCUGUGCACCGGACUGAAGAAGGCUCAUCGCACGGAGUUUUACAGGAACCUGACGCACAACCCACCCAGUGAUUUCUCUUUCCAGAACAUGAACUCAAAGAGGAAAGCAGAAACCUGGAAGAAGAACAGGAGACAGCUGGCUUAUUCCACUGUGGGGACGCCGGACUAUAUCGCUCCUGAAGUGUUCAUGCAGACAGGGUACAACAAGCUCUGUGAUUGGUGGUCUCUGGGUGUCAUCAUGUAUGAAAUGCUCAUCGGUUACCCGCCUUUCUGCUCGGAGACGCCACAGGAGACCUACAGGAAGGUCAUGAACUGGAAGGAAACGCUCGUCUUCCCACCUGAAGUCCCCAUCUCAGAGAAGGCCAAAGACUUGAUUUUAAGGUAUUGCACUGAUGCGGAGAACAGAAUCGGAGCUGUGAGUGUAGAGGAGAUCAAGAGUCAUCCAUUCUUUGAGUCAGUGGACUGGGAACACAUCAGGGAGCGACCGGCAGCCAUUUCUAUCGAAAUCAAAAGUAUUGAUGACACUUCAAACUUUGACGACUUCCCUGAAUCAGACAUCCUUCAGCCAGCCAAUGCAACAGAGCCUGACUUCAAAUCAAAGGACUGGGUGUUCCUGAACUACACUUACAAACGAUUCGAAGGCCUGACUCAGCGAGGCACCAUCCCCACGUACAUGAAGGCAGGAAAGGCCUGACACGCUCCAGGAAAGCAAACACAGAGACGUUUAACGGACACAGGGUCGGGCCGCCGAGCCCCCGCCGGUUCUGACGGGCCACGCCGGUGCCGCGACGCACCGUUGGCCCCUCGGCCUAAACGUAACCAUCAUCACAAGUUAUUUAGGUCCGCUCUGCUGCCAAGAAAACGCCCCACUGGAAGGAGCUGGGAAACGACAGAGCAUCGCCGCAUUACCUCGGUUGUUUAUAUUUCACGUGCGCAGUCUCUAGCCAUAGCUCUCGGGCCAGCUCUUUAACUAGGGCACUAAUUAAGCAUAUCUGCAUGUUCAGCUUAAAGGUUGACAGCAGGAAUGGGGCUUGAAUACGAAUCCCUGCUUUCUGCAUCCUCACGUUGAUAGUUGAUACACUGGCGGUUACAUUAACACAGCUGCAAACUGAUGUCUGCUUAAAAGCUCUCAACACUGUAUUCAAAAUCUGGUUGACCGGAGAGAAUCAGAACUACUGAAGCACACAUGCUGCUGUGCUGUACGGAGAAUUCCAGCACGAUUUCCGAUGAGUUUCAUAGCUCCGACCUGAAGCAAGUUCCAUUUUUCAAUUUUGAUAUUGAUGUUCGGUUUGUCGCUGCCUGCUCUUGCAGCGGUAGGUAUCAAAGUGUUUUUAAUGAGAAUCUCACAAUCGGUUUAGAAUGAAGACAUCUAGAGUUCUCUAUAUAUUGUGAGUUUCACCUUUUUAUCUUUAAUUGAGCGUCCACUGUUUAAGUUGUGUAAUAACUGCGAAUGGAUAUCAAAAAAGUACAAGCAUCACACUCGGGGUAUAAUAUUUUAGGAAUGAGCAAACACCAAAAUCCUGCUGGAAUCCUCCUUGAUAAAGGUGGGACACUGGCAUAGUGCAGGUGUAACUCGCUGCAAAGCAACAAGACAGAACUCGUAAUUCUUCUGCUUAGCAUCUGUCGGUGUGAGGCAUUGCCAAAUCGCUCUGUGUCCUUUCAAGAUGUAAAACGGUCAAUUUAAUGAGUCGCAGGCCCAGCCUCUUGCUUCUUAAGUCAACAAAAACAUGCAAAAGUGCCUUUUUAAGUAGCUAGAUGUAUCACUGUAGUUUAGGAAACAUUAAUUAGAAGGCAUUUGUUAAGCUUAGACUAGAGUAAAGCUGAUUGAUUUUGAGAGAACAGUAAAGGGGCAGCUUGAAUUACAUGCAUAACAAAAAGAAAAUAUAUAAGCUGGUGUCUUUUAGGUGAUUUAUGAGGGUUGUGAUAAUACAAAGGCAGGUUUUUAUGGACAAAAUAAUAAAACAGGAGAGUCUUUAACCAAUAAAGUUGGUUAAGGUUAAGUUGCAUAAGAGUGAUCCCUCUAGGUUUGGAGUUUUUAAUUUUAUGCCCAUCGCAGGAUGCGUUUUAACACUUUUUGUUUUUUGCUCCCUCUAACAAGCACCCAAACGAACAAAGCGCUCCUCGUAAAGUCAGUCUUUAACCAUGAAGUCUCAGAAGGGGAGACUACGGAGUUACCAAAGAACUCUAAUCAUCACAUGCCGUGGUUCGAAUGUAGCCAUCGCUUAUUCUGCACUUAACAGAAAACUACUUUUGAAAAGGAAGUCAUUUCCAUUUACUAGAUCUAAGCUUCUAAAGCAAAAUGUGUGUGUGGACAGUGAUAUUUCUGAGAUGUCCGCUAAGAGUUCUAAGAGUAAAUGUAUAAUCAGGAGGUGUACAGAAGAUUUCCAGGAAUCCCUAUGUUAGCUAUUUCUGAAGGCCUCUGCUAUAAAAGUAGUUCUCUUCUUAUAUUUUCCAUGUAAGUAAUUUAUUUGUUGAGCUACAAUUGCCUUGGCCGACUUCUCUCGAAAAUGCUACAAAACGUUGGACUGAUGAGGGUUUUAGAGGCAGAUAUCUGUAUAUUUUUGUGCUAUUUAUGCUGCUCGUUUUUUUUUAUGUAUAAAUUGGCUUUUUCUUUUUGCAGACAUUCACUGUAUUUUAAUUGGCUGUGUUUUAUGUGAAAUCGCUCCCACUGAUGUAAACAACAAACAGAAAAAAAGUUCAGAAUCCUAUGCACGUCUAUGGACGUCUCUUAUGGGUAAUAAGGUUUGCAAGCCCUUUUUUUUCUAGUCAGCGACAAAAAACGUAAAUUGGUAUGUAGAUGAUGUGAUUGGUAAGGAGUGGUGGAUUCAGCAGGACAGAGCUGAAUCUAUUUACCAGGCAGUUGCUGGCGCAUCCAACAAUCUAGAACAGUGGAGGAAGGUCACCAGACACAAUGAGUGCUUCGUGCAGGCAAUUGAUUGGAGGUUGCGUUGGGUGUUUGCUUCGAAGCAGGUGGUUUUGAUGUGCAUGUUCCCAGCAAUACCACACAGUAGUCCUAAAUUGAGAGUGUUGGACACUCAAGGGCCACCACACUCUUUGUUAAGGUUCCAAACAUUCAAGAUGGACCACAACACCAUAAAUGUGGGGUUUGGAGGUCAAAAGGGCAUAACUUAAGGUUUUCUCUGGUAAUGUUUUGAUGGAACCAGACAGGAACAACAUUCUCCUGCUUGUCUUUCCUAAGAUGUCACCCUCUACACUAGAACUUGACGAUAUGCUGAGGACGUAAUUAAGCUAUUUGAUUCAGUUGUGUUGGACCUGGGACACAUCUAGAUGUUGCAGGACAUCAGGCCAUAGAGGGUUAGAGUUUGACAAACCUGUCAUGAUGAGGUCCUAGCUAGGCCUCCAUAAAAUGGACAUGUGUUGGAUCACCUUGGACAUCAAGUCCAACCCAGUGCUUACCUCUUGAAUCUUGGGUUGACUUGCCAGUGAAGACAUUGGCCAUGUUUUGGACUUGAUGACUGCUUGUACCUACACCCAAUGGUGCCACGGAACCAACUCUUUGAUCUGAUAUCAAAAUCAUUGCAUAACCUUUCGAAACAUGACUUUUUCUUCCAUUGCCACUCUGUUUCAUGUUUAAAGAAAUAGUCCUGCCAUUCAAAUUCUUACUACUGCACGAGUGAAGAAACAAGAGUACCGUAAACGGAUUGGCUCAACAUAUUUAAACUAUUUUGGUUUUCUAGGAAGGUACGCUGACAGGGGGGUCUAAUUAUUUGUUGAAAUUGAUUAACUUAGACAUGGCAUCCAAUGUGUUCUCCAUCUGGUCAUGUCUUUCAAAUGCCACAAAAUCUAUUUGUGGGAAUUUCUAUUCAAACUUAAGUGUCAGUGCAGAGCUUAGUGAUGUCACUGGUUCAUAGUUACAGACUCCAGAGCAACAUUGGGUUGUUGCUGUUCAGUAGAAUGGGUGAUGAAUUCCAAGACUGCCUUUGAUCAACAACAGAAAAGGUUUUAAGCGUUACUGAAACAAUCUCAAAUUAGAAAAUUCAAACCUCUUGGUCAGUUUUUUAGACAGAUGUGUCUAAUUCAGAAACAAAAACUGCUUUCAUAAAACUCCGGAAAAAUAGUGACAUGACUUGAAGACUGACUAGGAAAGGGACAAUUGUUCAUGAAGUGGAUGAUCUCCUUUUGUGUUGUGAGGUGAUGUGUCUCACUGUUUAGUGUUAAAUGUCUGUUUUGUGCUAGGGUUGACGGUGUUUGUUUUUAUUUAUCAUGAAGAAGAUAAAAGGUAGAUGAAUAGUUGCGAUACGUGCUAUAUUUCACUUUAUACAGCCACACUUGACUUGAAAUCCACUAUGGUGUCACUUUAACUAAAGGGAUUUUUCAACGAGGUAGUAAAAGGUUCAGGAAAAAGUUUCUUAUUUAUCAAGCAAGACAAUUCAUUUGCAAUGGACCAAACCAGUUUACUGCCGAGUAACAAAGAGUCUUUGGCAGAUUAUUAAGGGUAAUGCUGUAUGUUUCGUUUUGCCAAGAGACAAUGAACGCAACUACAUCAUAUGAUAAAAUCAACAUAAAGGCCGAAAAGGUGAAUGAUUUGUAUUUCCCUCCCUGUUGAAGGAAGAUUCCCCGGUUCCACGGCUCAGAACUGCGUCAUGAUGUGUAUAUACUCCAGUAGGCACUUGGAAGGAUACUGUCUGUAGAUGAGAGAAGGAGAUGCUCAUUAAUAUAUUCACUCAUGUUGCUGAGUUUUUUUGUUUGUUUUUUUUUUAUGUUGAUACACUGUUCAGAAAUAAUAAAAUUUAAAAUAAUUAAA
This is a messenger RNA of Poeciliopsis prolifica (blackstripe livebearer), 5842 nucleotides long. RefSeq names its product serine/threonine-protein kinase 38-like. Gene Ontology annotation, biological process: peptidyl-serine phosphorylation; intracellular signal transduction. The transcript is spliced from 14 exons. The coding region runs from base 380 to 1771 and encodes 463 amino acids. NCBI's taxonomy places the organism in Eukaryota, Metazoa, Chordata, Actinopteri, Cyprinodontiformes, Poeciliidae. The record is from RefSeq and is a predicted model, not a curated record. Gene Ontology annotation, molecular function: protein serine/threonine kinase activity; ATP binding.